AUGCACAACAACACACACGUUCGUUCCAAAGAAACAAGCUGGAUCACCGUGCAACGAAAUGGUCACACGUUUCGAGUUCAUUGCCACAUAGUGAAUGAAAAUGUAACACCGUUACUAAGCCUGAAAUCAAGCCAGCAGCUAGGUUUGAUCAAGAUUGUUGAUAGUCACACAGUAAUCAUAGUCACAGGGCAGACCUCAAGCAGCAACGUUCUCAAUGACCCAGUACUACGUCAGUGCAAGGACGUGUUCCAAGGUUUAGGAUGCCUUGAGGGAGAAUACACAAUUAAACUGAAGCCAGAUGCCAAACCUGUGGUACAACCACCACGCAAAGCACCUGUUGCAUUGAGAGAAGCUGUGAAGGAAGAGCUGGCAAGGCUCAUCACAGAAGGAGUAAUAGCACCUGUGACUGAACCGACAGCCUGGGUCUCUGCCAUGGUAGCUGUGAAAAAGAAAAAUGGGAAAGUUCGAAUAUGUAUCGAUCCCAGAGACUUGAUCGAGUCAAUAAUGAGGGAACACUACCCACUACCUACAUUUGAAGAACUGGCAACUAGACUCCCAAAAGCCAGAGUAUUUUCAGUCUUUGAUGCAAAACCUGGUUUUUGGCAAGUAAAGCUGGGUGAAGCAUCAAGCUAUGUUACCACGUUCAACUCUCCACAUGGUCGUUAUCGCUGGAACCGAAUGCCUUUUGGUAUAACUUCUGCAACCGAAGUGUGGCAGAGGAAAAUGAAUGAAAUAAUCGAGAGCCUACCUGGAGUGGAAGUUAUUGCGGACGACUUCUUAGUCAUUGGAUUUGGUGAUACAGAUGAGGCAGCUAUCCAAAACCACGACCAGAAUAUGAACGGUUUCCUAGAGAGAGCACGUGAACGAAACCUGAAGCUAGCACCUGAAAAAUCUCGUUUGCGACUGAAGGAAGUCUCUUUCAUUGGCCACGAGGUCACAUCAGAAGGUAUUGUAGCAGAUCCUGACAAGAUCAAAGCUAUACUGGAAAUGCCUACACCAACAGAUGUCAGAGCACUUUGA
Messenger RNA from Corticium candelabrum, 1020 nucleotides. RefSeq lists its product as uncharacterized. The record is from RefSeq and is a predicted model, not a curated record. NCBI's taxonomy places the organism in Eukaryota, Metazoa, Porifera, Homoscleromorpha, Homosclerophorida, Plakinidae. The coding region runs from base 1 to 1020 and encodes 339 amino acids. The transcript has a single exon.